AAAUUAUUUUAUUUUCCUUCAAAAAAAAUAAAAUUUUAUUCGGCGGAGAAUUGAAAUAAAUGGAGAAGGAAGAAACGAGGACAGUAAGCAGAAGGAAGACGAGGGAGAUGGGCCCACGGGCCCUGGGAGUAGGGAUCCUCUGCUUCGCACUCCUCAUGUUAAUCACUCCCAGAAUCCCUCAGCCUCAGAAGUAUCAUGACUAUGCUGAUAAACGCCGUUUCUUUGGCCUUGCACUAUGCUACUACAAAGGGAGUUAUUUCAAGAUAUGCUUGCAUGGGGAGGUAUUUGGAUGGGCAUGUUUCUACAUUGGCAUUGCAGGAGUAACAUUUGGAUCAUCCUACUAUCAUCUCAACCCUAAUGAUGCCACCCUUGUGUGGGACCGCCUUCCCAUGGCAGUUGCCAUGGCGGGUAUCUUGACAAUAUUUGUGAUUGAAAGAGUGGAUGAGAAGAAGGGAGUCUUGUCUCUUAUUCCCUUCCUUUUGUGUGGUGUUGGUAGUGUUUUUUAUUGGAGAUACACGGGCGAUCUCCGACCGUAUGCCGUGGUGGAGACGGUUCCGGCCAUAGUAGUGGUCCUAAUGGCUAUAUUGAUACCUCCAAGGUAUACUCAUUCAACAUAUUGGUUAUGGGCAGCAGGAUGUUUUCAAAUGGCGAGAAUACAUGAAAUAGCGGACCGGCCAACAUACUUCUUGACCGGUUACACUGUGAGCGGCCACACGCUAAAGCAUGCAUUCAUUGCUGCGCUCGCCACCAUCUUGACUCUUAUGCUUGCACUAAGGGACAUUCAAACUCAAAGGAUAAGUUUGCUGCAGAGAUGGAGCGCAUCUUGGAGGAAAGUGAAAGAGAAUGGCGCUAAAGUGACUUAGAUUUAUAGAAAAAAAGACAUUAUAUAUGGUUUAUCUUUUUAGUUGAUGAAUGUAAUAGUGCUUAGUUGGAAAAAAGGUAAAUUGCUAAU
Molecule: messenger RNA, 952 nt
Organism: Cuscuta campestris
Lineage: Eukaryota; Viridiplantae; Streptophyta; Magnoliopsida; Solanales; Convolvulaceae
Source: the annotation of a GenBank genome assembly